AUGGAUCUUUACUAUGCGAUCGUCUCCCCGCCGUCUCAGGCCGUAGUACUGCUAGCCAAGUACCUAGGAGUGCCGUUAAACCUCAAGAGUGUGAACCUCCAAGCGGGUGAACACGUGCCGGAGAAGAUAAACCCCCAGCAGAGCUUACCAACACUGACCACCGAGGAUGGCGUCGCAAUCUGGGAGUCCAACGCGAUUAUGCUCUAUCUGGUUGAGCGGUUCGACAAAGCCGGAAAGAUCUACCCAACGGAUCCGGUCAAACGGGCGGUUGUCUUUCAGCGGAUCUUUUUUGAUAUGGGAACACUGUUCAAGCAGCUGAGAGCCUACUUCGCGCCUAUUGUGAUGCAUGGUGCCAGUCCGGAUGAAAGCGCGCUGAAAGAAGUCGAAAAAGCAUUUACGUAUUUGGAACAAUUUUUGGCCGGUAGCAAAUUUGCAGCCGGUGACGAGUUAACACUGGCGGAUUUUGCUUUGAUUACAUCGGUGAUGAGUGCCAUUUCGAUGAAACUGGAUAUCACCAAGUAUCCUAACGUGGACCGCUGGGUGAAACUAUGCAAGAGCACCCUGCCCGGAAUCGAAGAAGUCCAAAAAGAGGCGGAAGUUCACAUGAAAACAAUCAGGCAGAACCCGCAGAAGAAUUAA
Messenger RNA from Sabethes cyaneus, 639 nucleotides. Its product is annotated as glutathione S-transferase D1-like. The record is from RefSeq and is a predicted model, not a curated record. The transcript has a single exon. Gene Ontology annotation, biological process: glutathione metabolic process. NCBI's taxonomy places the organism in Eukaryota, Metazoa, Arthropoda, Insecta, Diptera, Culicidae. Gene Ontology annotation, molecular function: glutathione transferase activity. The coding region runs from base 1 to 639 and encodes 212 amino acids.